Messenger RNA from Penicillium maclennaniae, 861 nucleotides. RefSeq lists its product as uncharacterized. The coding region runs from base 1 to 861 and encodes 286 amino acids. The record is from RefSeq and is a predicted model, not a curated record. The transcript is spliced from 2 exons. Gene Ontology annotation, molecular function: acyltransferase activity. NCBI's taxonomy places the organism in Eukaryota, Fungi, Ascomycota, Eurotiomycetes, Eurotiales, Aspergillaceae.
AUGGCAGCUAGGAUCCCAAUUAGCCAGGUUUCGGCCAGGCUCGCCCGCCGCCAGCCCAAGAUUUUCAACAUCUCCAAGCGCUUCCAAUCUUCCUCCGCUCCCCAGACCCAGAACCCCGCCUAUCCGCUCUACCCCUCCGUCGCCCAGCUCCUGCACCAGAAGAACGUCCCCGAAUCGGAAGUAUCCAAGAUUCCGGCCUCAGGACCCAAGGGCCGCCUGCUGAAGGGUGAUGUCCUGGCCUACCUUGGCGAGAUUGCCGCCGAGUACCCGGCCUCGCAAGCCGCGAACCUCGCCAAGCUCACCUACCUGGACUUGAGCAACAUCAAGAUCGCCGCGGCACCGGCCCCUAAGCCCGCGCCGGCCGCGGAGAAGGUUGUUGCCAAGCCGCCGGCUAUGGCUUCGGUGGCUAUCUCCAUUUCACUAGCUGAGGUAUUGCGCGCGCAGAGCAAGAUCGAGCGCGAGACUGGUGUGUCGAUCCCUCUGUCUCGCUUCUUGGCUGUGGCUACGGACCUGGCCAACGACGAUCUGCCUCGCUCGAAGACCGACCCUCGCUCUGUCGACGAGCUCUUCGAUGAGCUCCUCGGUGCCGCGCCUAUCAACACAACUCGGGGCGAUUACAUUCCCGAAUUGAACGCCUUCGAGGCUCAGGCUGCGCCCAAGCCGGUGAAGGAGGAUAUUAUCGACUUCCUUACCGCCAAACCCUCCAAGAAGACUACUUCUCCAUCUCUGCCACCUUCUGACGGCGUUGCCAGCAACGUCUUUAGUUUGACUGUUCCCAAGGACGAUGAGCCGCGCGCCAAGGAGUUCCUGGAACGUAUCAAGAUUCUCCUGCAGUACGAGCCCGCCAAUUUGGUGCUUUAA